AUGACAAGUCCCCUGCGCCAACAUAAAGGCGUAGGCGGGGAUAGUCGCGCGCAAAUCAAGGAAAUCCCGGACCGCGAAGGCGAGUUUUCCCGUUCCCCCACUACCCGGCCUCCCACCAGCGGGUCUCACCGGGGAAGGGGGGAGGGGGGCUGCUCGCCCCGCGGCCCGACGGGCUGCGCACGGCAACUCCCCGCCCGCGCGUCUUUGGGCUCCGAAAUGGAGCCCCAAAAAUCUACGGAGGAGGGUGCGCGCUCCCGCCGCCCCUCACCUCACCCCGCCGCUACCUUCGAGGCAACAACCAGUCGCCCCGACUCACCGGAAGAGAGUUACCGGACUCCGGACGAGGAGAAAACCGACGACCACGCCCUAGCUUUCUGGGCGGAAAGCAUGCUCGGGAUGAGGCGGCGCCCCCGCGGCGACGAGCUGUCGCCUAAGGCAGGUGUGGAGCGUGAUUAUAUCACGCUCCACAGCAUUAUCAAAUGCGGCCUCCUUAGCGCGGCGGCCCAAAGCUGGAUGGCGCUCUUCUUCCGGCUGCGAGACGCCGAGGAAGCAGGAAGCCGUCCCGACGAUAUUGACGUUGGAAUUCUACAGCAAGCCAGUGCGGGACGGGUGUCGGUGGGACUGGCCAUGCCCCCCACACCCGCCCCCCUCCCCUCACUUCGAGCGCCGCGCCAACGGCAACGAGAGGAAGGGCCCGAAUGCGAGACGCCCAACGCCAAGCGUCCAAAGAAGAGGGCACACUCCUGGACCCCAAGCCCCCCGCACCCCUCGCACCCCCCGGAUGCGACAACAGAAGAUCGACGGGCUCCGGCACUCGUGCCGUCGAGCCCCCGCGAAGCACCCCCGCGGUCGUCUGCGGGCGACUCAACACCGCCGGUCGCCCCCCCCCGCUCGGGUAUACCGCUGCCUCAGCGAAGUCGCGAUCCGCGAUUGAACCGCUCCCCCGCCCCCGCGCCGUUGCUGGCAGCUCCCGCGUGGGCUCCGCCGCAACUGGCCGCCUCCGCGCCGCAUACCGCGCCGCCGGCCGCUCCGCUCAACGCGCCGCACACCGCGCCGUUCGCCGCGCCGCCGGCCGCCACGCGCGCCGCGCCGUCGUCCGCGCCGCCGCCCGCGCCGCUCACCGCAUUGCAGGCCGCCAAACGCGCCGCACCGCCGACCAUGCCGUCCACCGCGCCGCUCACGGCGCCGCACACCGCGCCGCUCGCCGCGCCGCUGACCGCGCCGCUGUCCGCGCCGCUCACCGCACGGCAGGCCGCCACGCGCGCCGCACCGCCGACCAUGCCGCCCACCGCGCAGCUCACGGCGCCGCACACCGCGCCGCUCGCCGCUCCGCUGACCGCGCCGCCGUCCGCGCCGCUCACCGCACUGCAGGCCGCCACGCGUGCCGCACCGCCGACCAUGCCGCCCACCGCGCCGCUCACCGCGCCGCUCGCCGCACCGCUCACCGCGCCGCUCACCGCGCCGCUCACCGCGCCGCGUACCGCGCAGCCGACCGCCGCGCGCACCGCACCGCCGACCGCUCCGCUCACCGCGCCGCCGGCCGCUCUGCGCACCGCGCCGCCUGCGGCUCCCUCCGCUUGGGGACGCACCUACGCUGCUGCUAGUGCAAGCGCGCCCAGUACGUCCGCCGCCACUGCCACACUCAGCACCGCCGCUCUAGCACCCGCUGCCGCCCCGCCAAAGAACAGCGGCGCCGGUUCAACCGCGCCCCCCUCGCAGGCCCCACGCACAAAAUAUCCGCCCAUUGUAGUGGAGAAGCUCCCUGACUGGAUGGUGCACUUCAGGGAGCUCACCGCAAAACUGGGACACCCGCCCUCAGCCCGCCCCUUCGGCGCUGGCGUUAGAUUCUCGCCGAGGGACGACUCCGAAUAUCGUACCAUCCAAAGGUACCUAGAUGACGUGGCGCAAAAAGAUACCCGCAUCUCAUGGUUCUCCUACUCCUUGCUGGCGGAGAGGAGCCUCAAGGUGGCAAUAAGAGGCCUCCCCCUUGAGACCCCCGAGGAAGCCGUAAAAGAAGCCCUCACGGAGAAGGGCUUCGAAGUUGAAUACGUGAAGAACAUCCGAGCCCGGGGAGGGCGCCCCGGGUGUAUUUUCUACGGCCUCCUGAAGAAGACCUCGGGUUUUCAGGAGGUCUACCAAAUAGACGAGCUCCUCCUGAUGCCGGGCGUCAGGAUCGAGGCGUGGAGGGGAAAGAAGGGCCCCUCGCAAUGCCACCGCUGCCAGUUGUUCCGGCACAGCUCCCAUAAUUGCCACCGCCCUCAAGCGUGCGUGCGCUGCGGGGAGCCGCACGCCGCCAGCGACUGCCCGCGCCCCCUGGAAGUGCCGGCCACCUGCGCCAACUGCGGGGGCCCGCACCCCGCAAACAACGCCGCGUGCCCGGUGUUCAGGAAGGAGGCGCGAAACAAGCGGGCCGGUACAAUCGCCCGCACGACGCCAGCGGUGGUGCCAGCGCCGAUGGUGGAGGAGUCGGCGCCCGCCACUUUGAUGGCUCCCGCGAACCCGCCCGCCGAGAGAGGAGCCGCCCUCCCUAGCGGGAAGAAAAAGAAGAGGAAGAGAGGCGCGAAGAAGUCGGCCACGGACUCACAACCACCGGGGAAGCCCGAAGCCCCCCCACGACCUCCACCAAUUGACGGCCCAGAGCGGGUGCAGCCCGCACCAGCUCCAGCGCCCGGCCCAAACAUCCCGGACACCAACGCCAUGCUGCUCCUCCUGGGCCAGCAAAUGCAGCAGAUGGCGGAGAUCCUUAGAGGGUUGCAAGCACGGCCUCAAAUUUAG
This is a messenger RNA of Amyelois transitella, 2775 nucleotides long. RefSeq names its product nascent polypeptide-associated complex subunit alpha, muscle-specific form-like. Bases 1 to 2775 code for a protein of 924 amino acids. The transcript has a single exon. The record is from RefSeq and is a predicted model, not a curated record. Lineage: Eukaryota; Metazoa; Arthropoda; Insecta; Lepidoptera; Pyralidae.